ACCUCUCUUUCAUCGCCCUUCCCUCGUGGACUCAAGAGAAUUGCUUGCCGGUAUUAUCAGUGUUGUUUCGGCCGUUGCGGCUCUUUCUUCAACGUUCCGAUAUACUAUUUUCGCGUUUGCUAAAAGUGAAUUUCGUGGUUGUUUUUCAUCGAAGCUCAUUAUAUUCUAAAGAUUUUCUUCUAUAAUUGCAUCAAUAAGCCAGCUACAAUUUUUACUUCGCAAAAAAAUGGAUUCACAAAAUUGGCAAAAGGGAGACGGUUUCUACUCUCACGAACACCACACAUAAAAAGAAGAAAACUGUUAACUCCUCGCCUACUAAAAAUACUCGAGGAUUCCUCUCAAUUUGUCCAAAGUUUUCUGUCCCUCUACAGAAACCUAAAAAUUUAAAAGAUGCACAAAAUUCGACUCUACGUGGUCCAGGAACAGGAGGAGGCACCAGACGAGGAAUAUUUUGAUGAACCUGAUCAUCCACCGCCGAUGAUGCAGAGAAGAAAUUCUAGAAGACCUGGGGCUGUCAGGGUCAACGUAAUUCAAAAAGACAGAAAAUCUGAUUCCAUUUCCCCGAAACUGAAGCAAAUUCGGCAGGAGAUGAACAAAUGCGACGUAAAUUCCCUCGAGAAGACCCUUUCUCUUACGAAUAGGCGAGGAAAUCUGGUUCGAAUCGAGAAUGGCGUGAGAGCUGGAAAACUCAAAAUUCCUCCACCUUUGCCCAUAAGGACGACUACUUUAUUACCUCGAAAAACUGUUUUUGCUUCUCCUAGAAUUAAGCAGCUGGCACUGAAUCUCCAGGAGAAGAUGAUCGAGAGAAAUGCUAAAAUGCAGGGCGAAAAUAUUGCGAACGGAAAUGUUCACUUCCCAAAUAAGAAUGUCCAGGUUGGAAAUAAAAAUUCCAAGAUGGCAAAUGAAAAUGUAGACGUUAGAAGUGAAAAUGUCUGGGUUAGAAAUGAGAACGUUCAGGCACUGAAGGAUGAAAAAGUAAAGUUGGUGGUACGCAGGUCGAAUAACAGGAAUGAAAAUUUUUUGAGGGGACUUACUCCUAUCAUUGAGAAUCUAAAUGGAAAUGGAGAAGUUGAUGAGGCUAGGAAGGUUGAGAGGCAGAAAAACGGAAAUCCUUGGAUUAGCAAACGUUCAUGCGAGUAUCAUGAACUGAAGGAGGGAGAUGAAAUGGAAAAUGAUAGAGACGAAAGAUUCGAUGGUAGAUUGUCAAAAAUAGUACGUGUUAAAAGUGACGUGAUUCAAGGUGAAAUGAUUCAGGAUGAUGACUGUGUUAAGAUUGGAGAUGGGGGGGCAACUACUGGGUCCGUGAUUCUACGCAGGAAUAAUAAACUCAACAGAUAUAGGGAGUAUGACCUCGAGCAGAAGAUCGAAGUGGAGAUCAAAAUGCGGGAAGGAUCGGCCCGUCUUUUGGCGGCUGCUCGUCAUCGGGCACAAAGUUUGGAGGCUGCUAGAGCCCUUCUGACAUCCAACGAGAGAAUGUCUGCCUACAUGGCUGAGUUGCAACGUCGCAAAAAAGAACCAUCCAACAAAACAAGUUUGCCUGCAAGUGCAGCGAGAGUUUCGCUCUCGGAUCUCAGAGUGCCACUGAUGUGGAGAGAUUCGGACCACUUCAAAAAUCGGGGUGACUACCGAAGAUUUGCUGUUUUCUGCUUGGCUCGUGUUGGGACAGAAAUUCACGAUACUGCCCUUCUUUGUCCCGUUGAUCGGGCCCUCACCGAUAUUAGUUUUCCAGACGUAUUAGUCUAUAAUAACGUGCCAGCAGAAUUUGAUUUAACACUCGAGAUCUACAGUCAUGUACUUCAGGAAGACUUGAGUAUAGCAAGUACUCCUCGAAGAAUUAAAAGGACUAUCCACUCCUCGAUCUCGAAAACUGUUGGAAAAAAGCUUGCCGCUUCGCUUCGUGACGAACUCAACUCCGGUAAAAUAGGACCACACUUCGAAUUAAUGGCGUCGGCAAGAUUGACGCUCGAUGAUACGGACGAUAACAUUCACACUCAUGAUCUUGUUAUUAAGAAUUUAGAAAAUAAACAUCACGCUCUACCUCUAUUCGGACACUUUUGUUGUCGGCUGGCGGCUCAGCCAGAUUGUAUAAGCAAAGAAAUCUGUACCGGCAAUAUUAAUUUGAAUGGCCGAAAUUGCUGGGCUCGACUGCAAGGAUUCGAAAUGCGAACCUGGGAGUCGAGAAAAUUGGCCGAGGAAGAUCAGAGUCCUGCGCACACAAUUCCUGUCAAUCGGGAAACUUCCAUCCAACCUUCGAAGUCUUCGAGAGAGCUGCGAAUCGUCAACAACGUUGAUGGCAAUGAGAAGACAGCCACGAUCAAACUGGACUCGAGCGAAGAGGCUCAAAGGUGGCUCAGACAAUUGAAUACUCACGCUAAGGAUCAUCUCAGGUGGAAGCAUGCUGCAGAAUCCAUUCAGGAUGUUCCUUGUGUCGAAAGUGCUAGGAAUUCUUUCAUCAGCAAUAAGAGACAGGGAUCCCUCUACGACGAGACUCCCUUAAUUGAAUCGGUGCAACUGGAUUUCGCCUCUUCGCGUCCAACAGUUCAGGAAAUCUUCGGACUAACUCCAAGCACAAGUCUGAGCAGCUGCAGUUCGAGCAACAGUCCGCCAAGUUUGCGAUCGCGAUCUUUGAGUACAAGUGGACCUCGAAAACUCAGUGCCAGUGCCCUCAAAUCCCAUUGGCCAUUUUCCAACAAAAGCCACGAUUAAGUCGAAAUCCGAAUCCCCGAUUCAAUAGUCUCUCUAAUCUUCCCAGAAUUAGCGAAAUCUUCCUAAAUUGUGCAAUUUAGAACAAAACUAUAUUUGUUCUUGUAGAACAAGAAUACAAUAAACGACGACGAAUUGCUGAACAAGGAAACAGAUUAUUUCGUCUAGGAGUUUCGGACAAAGAGACUUUUGCUUUCAUAGUCUACUUUUUAAAUGUCUUCAUAUCGUCGCACUCGACUCGAAAAGACUGAACGAUAAAAAAUAUAUAUAUUAAAAGAACGAAAAUGUGAAAAAAGACUCUCGGAGAUAGUAGCGAUCAUAAAGUUUAUGGUUCUUGCCUGCCGAUACUCUGGAUUUUUUUUUCUACAUUUUGUCAUGCGAGAGUUUAUUUAAUUCGUGAAACUUGGGUUCAUGUUCUAUUUGCGCUUAGCGCGAAUAGAUAAUGUUUAUUUGCGUCAAGCAAUUGUUUCUUUUUUUUUUGCAGGUGAAAUCAAGUUUUUUUUUUAGACCAUAUUCGUUAUGAUCAUCUGCUAAGCAAUAAAUGUAAUAAUUUUUUUCGAAAAUCGAAUUACGCUUUUGUUACCCUAGAUACUUUAUUCCAUGCCUCUGCACUUUUAUAUGCAUGCAAGGAAAUAAUUGUAGAAGUUUUCGAUUUACAAUAAUUGCGAGGCAAUUUUAUUGCAGAAAAUAUGUAUUUUUUGUUGAAAGUCAACCAAACGAGAAUUUAUUAUUCGCAAUAUUCUCUUCGAUGAGAUUUCUGUACAAGUGUACAAUAAUUUAAAGAGAUUGAGUUUCAGUGUAUUUUAUGACGCGAAUCAAAAAUGCGGAGAAAAUUCUGAGAUAUGAGCAAGUUUAUCGCGAUUUCCAUUCCAUGGCACUGCUUAUAUUGAAAAAAAAAGAAUCAUGGAUAAGUGUAAUUUUCCUACGGAUCAAAUUUUCGUAGAGAAUAUAAUGAACGUAAUCACUGCUGGAGAUUAUGAUUUUGUUAGAGAAAAAGCGAAUUAAAAAUUGAAACUUGAAUAACAGUGAAGACGUUGAGAUGUUUAGAUUAGUGUUAAACAUUUUUCAUCGUCACUAAUAAUGUAGAAACCUAUUUUGUACCUAACUUUCAUUGUAAUGUAUGUUACAGCGAUAAUGUAUAAAACUUGUGGAUCUGCAUUUAUUUGAAUGAUACAAUUAAUUGAAUAUUGAAUCAAUAUUAAGCUAUUAAUACUCUUACGGUAUUGAAAAUUUUGAAACUCGAUUUAUUGUGAUUUACGGUACGAGACGAAUAUAAAUAAAGGCAAUUAAUUU
This is a messenger RNA of Belonocnema kinseyi, 3996 nucleotides long. Its product is annotated as rhotekin-2-like. The coding region runs from base 391 to 2706 and encodes 771 amino acids. Gene Ontology annotation, biological process: septin ring organization; mitotic cytokinesis; actomyosin contractile ring assembly. The transcript has 9 exons. The record is from RefSeq and is a predicted model, not a curated record. Lineage: Eukaryota; Metazoa; Arthropoda; Insecta; Hymenoptera; Cynipidae. Gene Ontology annotation, cellular component: actomyosin contractile ring.